Messenger RNA from Piliocolobus tephrosceles (Ugandan red Colobus), 10927 nucleotides. It is a transcript of the gene ULK4, whose product is annotated as unc-51 like kinase 4. Gene Ontology annotation, biological process: protein phosphorylation. The record is from RefSeq and is a predicted model, not a curated record. The transcript has 37 exons. Bases 274 to 4098 code for a protein of 1274 amino acids. NCBI's taxonomy places the organism in Eukaryota, Metazoa, Chordata, Mammalia, Primates, Cercopithecidae. Gene Ontology annotation, molecular function: protein kinase activity; ATP binding.
UUCUUCCGGCGUUCUGUGUGCUGCCCUGGAAACCGUAUGGACGAAUCCAAACCUGGAGGGGCUCCACCUCCGUAAGGCUGGUCGGCGCUUCCGCGCGUUCCGCUUUGCUUCACUGCUUUCUCCCCUAUUCUUGGGAAUGUGGACCUGUCCUGAGGCAGAGGCCGAGAUGCGCGCAACCGCGGGAGCAGCCAAGAGGACUCGAGUCUUUCUUGACUUACCUACCAGGAGCUAGAGAUGCUAUUAUUCUACUGUAUGUGAGAAAUCGGCCCAGAGAUGGAAAACUUUAUUCUGUAUGAGGAGAUUGGAAGAGGAAGCAAGACUGUUGUCUAUAAAGGGCGACGGAAGGGAACAAUCAAUUUUGUAGCCAUUCUUUGUACUGAUAAGUGCAAAAGGCCUGAAAUAACCAACUGGGUCCGUCUCACCCAUGAAAUUAAACACAAGAAUAUUGUAACUUUUCAUGAAUGGUAUGAAACCAGCAAUCACCUCUGGCUAGUGGUGGAACUCUGCACAGGUGGUUCCUUAAAAACAGUUAUUGCUCAAGAUGAAAACCUCCCAGAAGAUGUUGUGAGAGAAUUUGGGAUUGACCUGAUUACUGGAUUACAUCAUCUUCACAAACUUGGCAUUCUCUUCUGUGACAUUUCUCCUGGGAAGAUACUCUUGGAAGGGCCUGGCACACUAAAGUUUAGCAACUUUUGCUUGGCAAAAGUGGAAGGUGAAAAUUUGGAAGAGUUCUUUGCUUUGGUGGCAGCAGAGGAAGGAGGAGGUGACAGUGGGGAAAAUGUCCUGAAGAAAAGCAUGAAAAGUAGAGUCAAAGGAUCUCCUAUAUAUACAGCACCAGAAGUUGUGAGGGGUGCUGACUUUUCCAUCUCCAGUGACCUCUGGUCUUUGGGCUGUCUGCUUUAUGAAAUGUUUUCAGGAAAACCUCCAUUCUUCUCAGAAAGUAUUUCAGAAUUAACAGAAAAGAUCUUAUGUGAAGAUCCUUUGCCACCUAUUCUGAAAGAUUCUUCUCGUCCUAAAGCUUCUUCAGAUUUUAUUAAUUUGCUUGAUGGGUUACUUCAAAGAGAUCCUCAAAAAAGAUUAACUUGGACAAGGCUACUGCAGCAUUCAUUUUGGAAGAAAGCUUUCGCUGAAGCAGAUCAGGAAUCAAGCAUGGAAGAUCUCAGUCUCAGCAGAAACACAAUGGAGUGUUCUGGGCCACAAGAUUCCAAGGAGCUUUUGCAGAACGCUCAGAGUAGACAAACAAAAGGGCACAAGAGUGGUCAACCACUAGGUCACUUUUUCAGACUAGAAAAUCCAACUGAGUUUCGGCCUAAGAGUACUCUUGAGGGUCAGUUGAAUGAAUCCAUGUUUCUUCUCAGUUCUCGUCCUACUCCCAGAACUAGCACUGCAGUGGAAGUAAGUCCUGGUGAGGAUAUGACUCAUUGUUCACCACAGAAGACUUCUCUGACCAAGAUUGCAACUGGACACCUGAGUCAGCAGGACCUGGAAUCCCAGAUGAGAGAGCUUAUCUACACAGACUCAGAUCUUGUUGUCACCCCCAUUAUCGACAAUCCAAAGAUAAUGAAACAGCCACCAGUUAAAUUUGAUGCAAAAAUAUUGCAUCUACCAGCAUAUUCAGUGGAUAAGUUAUUAUUUCUGAAAGACCAAGAUUGGAAUGCCUUUUUGCAACAAGUGUGCUCGCAGAUCGACUCCAAUGAGAAGAGCAUGGGGGCCUCCCGAGCCAAGCUGAAUCUCCUUUGCUAUUUGUGUGUGGUGGCUGGUCACCAGGAGGUGGCCACCAGGCUCCUCCAUUCCCCCCUGUUCCAAUUGCUAAUCCAGCAUUUGCGGAUUGCUCCAAACUGGGAUAUACGGGCCAAGGUUGCUCGGGUGAUUGGUUUACUGGCUUCGCACACAACUGAGCUCCAGGAAAAUACACCUGUUGUUGAGGCAAUUGUUCUCUUAACUGAAUUAAUUAGGGAAAACUUCAGGAACAGUAAAUUAAAACAGUGCCUUUUACCAACCCUUGGGGAGCUGAUCUAUCUUGUAGCCACCCAGGAAGGAAAAAAAAAGAACCCUAGAGAGUGCUGGGCUGUUCCCUUGGCUGCAUACACAGUGCUAAUGAGGUGCCUUCGGGAAGGGGAAGAGCGUGUUGUGAAUCACAUGGCAGCAAAAAUUAUUGAAAAUGUCUGUACCACCUUUUCUGCUCAGGCCCAGGGCUUUAUUACAGGAGAAAUCGGACCCAUUUUGUGGUACCUAUUCAGACACUCCACUGCCGAUUCUCUUAGGAUAACAGCAGUAUCGGCCUUGUGUAGAAUCACUCGCCAUUCUCCUACUGCCUUCCAGAAUGUUAUUGAAAAGGUGGGACUGAACUCAGUAAUAAACUCCCUGGCCUCUGCCAUCUGCAAAGUUCAGCAGUACAUGUUGACCUUAUUCACUGCCAUGUUGUCCUGUGGGAUUCAUCUUCAAAGACUAAUACAAGAAAAGGAUUUUGUCUCCACAGUUAUCCGUUUACUUGACAGCCCCUCAACAUACAUUAGAGCAAAAGCCUUCCUGGUUCUUCUAUAUAUUUUGAUUUAUAACCGUGAGAUGUUGCUGCUCAGUUGCCAAGCAAGACUGGUGAUGUACAUCGAGAGAGACAGCAGAAAGACCACUCCAGGCAAGGAGCAACAAAGUGGCAAUGAAUACCUGUCCAAGUGUCUGGAUCUUCUCAUCCGUCACAUCGUGCAGGAGCUGCCACGAAUCCUGGGUGACAUUCUUAACGCCUUGGCUAAUGUUUCUGGACGUAAACACCCAUCAACAGUUCAAGUGAAACAGCUGAAGAUGUGUCUCCCCCUGAUGCCUAUAGUGCUUCACCUUGUAACUUCACAGGUAUUUCGACCUCAAGUUGUGACAGAAGAGUUUCUUUUCAGCUACGGAACUAUUCUUAGUCAUAUUAAAUCUAUAGACUCAGGAGAAACGAACAUAGAUGGAGCCAUAGGACUGACAGCAUCAGAAGAAUUUAUCAAGAUCACGUUGUCAGCUUUUGAAGCAAUAAUACAGUAUCCUAUUUUACUGAAAGACUAUCGCUGCACGGUUGUUGAUUAUAUCCUGCCACCCUUGGUGUCCUUGGUUCAAAGCCAAAAUGUGGAGUGGAGACUCUUUAGCUUGCGGUUGCUCUCAGAAACCACAUCUCUACUCGUGAACCAGGAGUUUGGGGAUGGCAAGGAGAAGGCCAGUGUCGAUUCUGACAGCAAUCUUCUGGCUCUCAUUCGAGAUGUGUUACUUCCCCAGUAUGAGCACAUUCUUGUAGAACCUGACCCAGUACCAGCCUAUGCUCUGAAACUGCUAGUCGCGAUGACUGAACACAACCCAACCUUCACAAGACUUGUGGAAGAAAGCAAACUGAUCUCACUCAUUUUUGAAGUAACUCUGGAACAUCAAGAGAGCAUUCUGGGUAAUACCAUGCAAAGUGUGAUUGCGUUACUCAACAAUCUAGUUGCCUGCAAAGAUUCGAAUAUGAAACUACUUUAUGAACAAGGACUUGUCAGUCACAUCUGUAACCUGCUCACUGAAACUGCCACACUGUGCUUGGAUGUGGACAAUAAAAACAACAAUGAAAUGGCAGCUGCACUGCUCUUUUCCCUGCUUGAUAUUUUGCACAGUAUGCUGACCUAUACCUCCGGUAUUGUACGACUGGCUUUGCAGGCCCAGAAGUCUGGCUCAGGAGAGGACACUCAGGCUGCAGAAGACCUGCUGCUGCUCAGCAAACCUUUAACAGGCCUGAUUAGCCUGCUCAUUCCGCUGCUUCCUAAUGAAGAUCCUGAGAUUUUUGACAUUUCAUCCAAGUGCCUGUCUAUACUGGUUCAGCUGUAUGGAGGGGAAAACCCAGACAGCCUCUCUCCUGAAAAUGUGGAAAUUUUUGCUCAUUUGCUGACAUCCAAGGAGGACCCAAAGGAACAGAAGCUUCUGUUAAGGAUUCUCAGAAGAAUGAUCACCUCCAACGAGAAGCACUUGGAGAGCCUCAAGAAUGCGGGCAGCCUCCUGCGGGCUCUGGAGCAGCUGGCCCCCAGGAGUGGUUCAUUUGCUGACAGCGUGGUGGCUCCCUUGGCCCUGGAAAUCCUCCAAGCUGUUGGACACUAGGCAAGAAAGUGCUUCGCACAAGCCCACCCUGUGACCCCAGCCCUCGGAUGCACAAGCGAGGUCCGCUCCCAGACACCUUUGCCACGUCCCCUCACAGCUGUAUUUGGACCUAAUAAAGUCAGCUGAACCCAGAACCUGGUGGCCCAAGUGCUCACUAACCCCAGGGCCUAGAAAACUGACUCAGAAUGGACUUCCUCGGUUCCUGUGGAAUGCAUCUGGGAAGCCCAGGUUUGUUAGCUGUUCUCAGAAAUGUCCUUUCCCUCUCUGUGUGGGCCAGGUGGGCUAAGGUUAGCACUGCCUGUGGUAGUAAAGCAGUGGAUGCGAAGCACAGUCCUCAGCCUGCCAGCAUCUGUGAGCAUCUCUCCUCUCCUCAGGGAAGAGCAGAAGGGCGGACCAGGCAGGAAUGCUCUCCCAGCCACAGCUCCAGAGUAAGCCUUUGGAAGCUAAUCUCUGAGCCUCUUGUCUUCUCCCCUUUUACAUGCCUGGCUUUUGUUCAUUUCAGGAGCAAACUGAUCCCAAGAAUCCUGGGGAGGCCUAGGUAAGACUCACUGACCAGCACAGAUAGUGAAAAGUUUGCCUAAAGGAAUGCAAAAUGCUCAAGAACACUGGCUUCCUUGAAGGUUUUCCCAUCUAGAUGGGAUGAUGGCAUCAGGGUACAAUCAUUUCCCCCAACUUCUGCCACUUGAUCCCGUAUCUGCCUCAUGUUCCCUCUCACAUAUGCCUUAGAACCUCCUACGUAAGAGUCAGUCAAGCCCAUGGCAGUAUUUGGUGGAUACUGUGGAAGUACGUUGGGACUGCUGUACUGGGCAGGCUUACUCCUGAAUCUGGACUGGGUAGGUAGGGGUGGGCCCUGGGCAGCUCUGACCAGAUGGGUAUGUUGAGGUAAUGCCUUGGCCUUUCUGGGGCCUCAUUUUCCCCAUCUGCAAAAUGAAAAGGCUACACUGAAUCAGUGGCUGCCAACCCUUUUCCCAGCUCCAGUGCUCUGGUGCUGCUGCUUAGGGGAUUUGCCUUCUAACACUGCCCAGAUGGAUUCUGUCCCAGGCAGUGGCCAUGUUGGCCCACAGUUGGCCCCAUCUACUGCAUCUCAGGAAGCUGGUCAUGCUGUCAUCAACAGCCCCUCUGACACAGUAAUCUGGGUAGUUUGACAGUUUCCAUUUGACAUUACCUUUGAUGCAGCUGUGCACAGAACUGUUGUUUUCAUUGUAAAGCAUUUCAUUGCAGCCCAGCCAGAAGCAUCCUCAUCAGCACCUCAUUACUUAAUGAGGUUCUCGGGUCAGUUCUGUGAACACAGGGCAGACAUCAUCCCUGUGUUAUAGUUCAGAUAUGGUUUCAUGGCUUUACAAUGAAAACAGUUCUCUGCACCACUGCACCAAAGGGAAUGUCAAUUACCUUAUGUAAUCCCCACCACAACCUGCAAAGCAAGCCGCCUUAGUUUCAUUUCAUUGAUGAGAAGACAGACUCAGAGGAGCCGUUUUCACUUGCCCAAGGCCCCACAGCUUGGCUGAACCCAGGACUCUGACUCCAUACCCUGUGUUCAUCCCCUAAUGGGGUGCACAAAGCUUGGGCUGUGACUGAUUGGGAUAUGAGAGUGUGCCCUCGAAGAGCGUGACCCAGGAACAGGCAGCUUCAUUGGACCUCGCAUAGCCUACUCACUGCCCAUGGUGGGGAGGCUUCACGAUUUAAGUCCUCCUGGGCGGUGUGCUCAUCACCAGCUGUGUGUGCCCAUGUGGCCCUGGCCUGGCUGGUUUUGCCUGCAUUUCUGGGAGUGAGUGGGGAGUACUUGAUGGAGCAGCCAGAGGCUUGGUUCUCAGCUCUAGUGGCUUUGCCUGCUGGAUACAGGAACAGGUUCAGGUUUGUUUUCUUUGCCAUCUCCCUUUAGUUCUUAGGUGGGGGAACGCCCGUGGGGUUCUGGGUCUGGAGUCCUGUCAAGGUAGUUCAGAGCAGUGGAAGAUUCUUCUUCCUUUUCCCCUUUUCACUUGAGCGAGGAGGAGCCUUUGCUGUUUGACAGAGAAGAGGAAACUCUUACUAUUCCAGAGCCAUUUUGUUCAGUGGACCACUCCUGGCCCUGGGCCCCAGUGUUGCCUAUCUGGGGAAAAGCUUAUCUGGAUCAGCAGGGACAAGGAGAUGAUGGUCCCAAGCAGAGCUCACUGCCCUGCCAAACGUGCCGGGUCACUAAAGUUAGUCCAUGCCAAGCCUUGUACCCUGGUGAGGCUGUGUCCUGGAAGAAAGGUGCCUAUGGAAAGCAGCAGCCUAGGUCCCUUUGAGUUCAGAGGUAGGGGAUAUGAGCAGCCUGGUUGGGCAGAGGGCAGCUUGUAGUAGUAACCCUUCCCUGCCCUCCCCAGGCCUGUACCUUAGUAUUUGGCAUGCCUAAGUGGCUCCAUUCUGAGAGCAGAGCUGACCCCUCAGCUCUUAGGAUUCUGGCAGUGGCAAGGGGCCCACCCCUCCUAGCCCUCUCCUUCCCUCCAUCCCCAAGCGUCAGCUAUUUGCUCAUUAGCUACAAUCCACUGGCUGUCUUCAGGGAUAAAUGGUGUCACUGAAGUCACAGAGGUGAGAGGCGAAGGAGGUGACAAGCAAUAGUGCACAGAGGAGGCUCAGGUGAGUGGCUGCACACAGGACUAUACCUCUCUCUCCACUAACAGCAAGCCCUAAGUUCCAAGACCUUGCCUUAGCUUACAGCCGAGUGUGCAUCCCCAUUAAGCUGUCCCUCUGUGAAGCACCAUUUGGGGUAACUGUGGUCACAGGUGCCCCGAAAGGUGCUGAUAAUCACUCGUGGCACUUGAGUCGGUGGAAUGCAGCAACAAUUUACUCUUAUGAUUCUUUGCAGUUUAUCUUUUCAAGUUUCUCCUAUUAGCUAAUGAGGUUCUCAGGUCGGUUCUGUGAACACAGGGCAGGCAUCAUCCCUGUGCUAUAGUUGAGAAAAUGGGGGCUCUGGUGGCUAAGGCUCUUGUACAAGGUGAUAUGAGAGGAAUCUCCCUCACCAGGUCUCUCCUGUCUCCACCUGAAGCAAGAUGCCCUUUUUCUUUCCCCGGCAACAGAAAAAUGCAACGUAGAAUAUAAUCGUAUACAUACAGGGGCUACGGUAGCAAGUGGUAUGGCUACAAGAAAGCUACAAGAGGCCUGGCCUCCUGGGAGAGCUGUCUGGAGUGGGGUUGGGGGAGACCAGGCAAAGCUAGGCAGUCUUGGCCUCAGGCUUCAGUGCAGUUGAGAAGUGGUGUGUGGGAGCAAGAAGCUGGGCCUAGAAUGAGGAGCUUUAAACUGGCCCUUAAAGUCCAGCCUCUGGCCUCUCCCAUCAGAGGCUUGAUGUUGAGGCGGUGGACAAAUGCAUUAAGGGUUUUAAUGAUUACAUUUGAAUGGUAAUAUCCAAUCCAGAAGCCUGGCACCAAUGAAGCCUGGUGAAAACACCCAAAAGAUAAACAGCAGUCUCGCCCUCACACGCUGUUAGUCCUCUCCCUAUCUCCUCCUCCAAGGUGUCCAUUGCCACCAGGGUCUUUGUGUGCAUCCAGGGAUGGUCUAUGCAUGUCUUCACAGAUUCUGCACCCACCCCUUUUUACCCAUAUGUGAGCAGCUGUCAACUCUGUUCCUUGCUUUUUCUCCUAAUAAUGUAUUUUGAAGACUGUUUUAUACCAAAACACAGCUUUAUGUGCCGUUUUUUCCCCCCUUUUGACUGCAGAGUGGUCCACCUAAUAGAUGCAUCGAAAUUUGCUUAACUAGUUAGGUUUCCCUUUUGAUAGCUAUUUGGGUUGCUCUCUCUGAUAGUGCUGCAAUGAAUUCCUCGUACAUACUUGGGAGUAUACCUCAAAUUCUGAAUAGAACUGCUUUGUCACAGAGUGGCUCUCAGUCGUACCUAACAUGGAAAUUACGUUUAUGGACACACAGACCUUUCCCUAUUCGUGCCCAAACCUACCUCGGAAAUACAUAGGGGUGGAGUUUCUCCUUUGCCUUCCUGCAUACCCCUAUACCUGUUAUGACCUUCCCCCACAGCCUGAACUCUGAAACUUGUCACUUCCUUCUACGUUUACUGGAGUCUGAAGUGGUGGAAUGGAUACUAUACAAAAUUCCACAGAGGAGGCCGUGAUACCGUAAUUUCACUUCGGUGGGUGAUCUGCUCAAGGCAAGGAAAGACAGGUUCUCACUUAAUAGAACUGCAGAUCAAUUUAGCAUUCUUUGCUUUAUAAACAAAACAGCACAAUUCACAUCUUUUUAUUAUAGCAACCAAGAGUUAGAGUGUAUUUAUCUUAAGAACUUUCAUUAUUAAGGCUUCAGAUCAUCAGAUUUCAAAGCUUCAUGUCUGUAAGAUCUGCCCCAACACAGAAAAGCUUCCUCCUUUGGUUCAAUGGUGGAUCAAAUGUCUUAACUCUCAAGGCUGUCUCAUUAACUACAGCACACCUGAAAAAAGAAAACUUACACUGGAAAGCCCUUGUCUUCUCAACGGCCAUGUUCACUUUGUCAUUUUCACCUCCUGUACCCAAAAAUGCAAGUGGGCAGCAUUUCAUUUAGGCCUUUUCCUCCCCACCACUAUUUCUGGUAUGAAAACUUGACCUCACUUUCUUCACCACCAUUUACAGGAAAGGUUAGGCACCUUGCCUGCUAGCAUCCGGUGCACCUCCCUCUCCAGGUAACCAUUAUUCCGAUUUCUAGUCAGCUAAUCAUCUCCUCGCUCCAUCCACGGAUAUUUUCCUUAAAAUAGCUUAUCCCUUUUUUGAACCAAUGAAGAUCAAUGGAGUUCUAAAGCAUGCAUCUGUGACUUUUGUUCAGUAUUACGUGUAAUAUACGCAUACUAUACUGAUACCCACAUCACCGAAGCUGUAGUUUUUCACUCCAGUCGUCUCUUGUGUGAACAGAGAUUGUUGGACACAUGGGCGUCCAGGAUGGAUAGACUGUCAACAUUGUGGCCCACCAAGCCUUACUGACGCUUGAGGCAAAAGAAACGAUCAAUCCAUCAGUAAUACUGCCUUUAUUUAAAAUCUUGAUAUUUUGUUGGGUCAUGGGUGUUUUUCUGUAUUUUUUAUUCCAUUGGCUGUUUCACACCUUUAUGAAAAAGUCACUCUCCUCCCACACUGAUCUCCAACGCUGUCUCUGAAGAGUCUUCAAAUGCCUGUUAUUCUGUGUUAAUGUAUUAAUCUGUGUUUAUAUCCCUAUUCCCGUCAGGGUUAACUAACUUCAGCUUUAUAUUAGUUAGGCCUUGACAGCUGCUAGAGCAAAUACUCCUAUUUUUCCUAAGCGUCUUGGCUAUUAUUCACCCUUGGUAUUUCCAGAAUCACCUUGCUGAACUGGAUUAACUCUCACAUUAAAAGUUUUUAAACAACUUCAAAAAUACAAUGAAUUAGCAAAGCUCUGAAAAUGUUUUCUGGUUUUAAAAAGUUCUGUAAAUGAAACACCCUGCGGUGGCUCUUUAUGUUGAAAGCUGAAUUCACUGAAGAUCUUCACAGUGUUAACCUACCAAUAGCCCUAGGCUUCUUGAAAUACUGGCUGGUUUGGUUUAUCACACAUGAGACAGAACCUGAGACCUACCACCUCAUCAGCUAUGUGAAUGUUUCUUUUCAAACCCUAAUUAUUACAUUUUGGACCACAAUGAAGAAUUUAUUUUUGCAAAGCAAGGGCAUUCACAAAAAGGCCUCCCCAGAUGAAGCUGAUUUUUAAUGAAAAAGAAAGAACUGAAUGUAUGUUUUUCUCAUAAUUGUCACUAUCAUCAAAAUAAUAAAAACAGUAAAUCAGAAACAGCUCUCCCUAAAGACAAAACACUUUCACUUCUUUUUAUAAGACCAAAACAAGUCUUAACAGGUCUACCUGAAGAGAUGAACUAAGCUUGUCAGACCUACCACCAGGAUGACAGGAUCAUCUGGCAGAUAGUGUGGAAAGCUCAUUCUGGUUCUGAUUAUGUUCAGAUACACAUCAACACUUAAACCUAUUUAAUUAUUAGUUCAAAGUAGAGUUGUUGAAGGAAUUCCCCUCUCCCAAUGAGUCACACUUCUGUGAAGGUGAUUCAAAUCCAAAUCCAGGUAGUUAAUAUUACCUUAAUGGAAUCAAACCAUCUGAGAGAUAGAUUGGGGUAGAGAUAGAUAGUCUGCUUGGCUUUCUCCCACAAAAGCCCAGAACUAAUCACAAUGUGCAAGGCUGAAACAAACACUUUUUUGGGGGUGCAAUGUAACCCAGGGCCAAAUGCUAAAGAAACUUGGCAAAUUGCAUCUAGAGAAGUAAGGCCUUCUCUAUCGCUACAACAAAUUACUUCACUAUGUAUCUUCCUCAGUAUAAAGCUGAGUGGGAUAAACUUACCACCCUCACAAACCAUUUAAUGACAAGAAAAAAAAAGAGCGACACAAUCGAAUGAAUUAAAAGUUUAAUUCUGAACCAUUUUUUAUAACCGCAUUUUCUCUUGAAGCAUUGUAUCACAGCAGGUUACAACAACUUUGGGAUAAAAGGCAACUGGUAAACUGUCCAAAACAAGGUUCCAAAUAACACCUCUUACUGAUUUACCCUACCCAUACAUAUCCCAAAUAAAGUUUUUGAUCAAAAACAUGAAAUAGAUCCACCUGCUUAUUUUAAGCAUAUUAAAAAGGAAACUAAUUGGACCAUUUUCUAUUUGUCUAUUUUAUACAAAAAGGCUACACAAUGUUACACUUUAUUCAGAUUACAAUUAUUAGAGUGAUUAUGAAUUAGUGUUCUACACCAUUACUCAAUUCUUAAAAAUUAGAAAUUGCUGUAGCAGUAUUCACUAUAACUUAACACUACGAGAGACUUAAACUAACAGUUACUGCAAAAAAAAAAAAAAAAAAAAAAAAAAAAAAAGAACUACUUCAAAGCAAGCAAAGUCAGUACCAUUACAGAUAUU